AUGAGCUCACGCCGGCGAAAUGGCCAGGCUGCUUCCUGCGAGCCGUGUCGGAUGGACAAGGUGCGCUGUGAUCAUCAGCUCCCUGUCUGUGGCAGAUGUCGGAAACGCAAUACAGAGAGCCAUUGCUAUUACCAUCCAGCCCCCCUGACAAAAGACCAGACUUACCCAGCUCUUCAACUGGGUAGACCACGCGUAUCGCGCUCAGCAAGGAAACCUGCUCGGAAGGCUCCCCAAAAAGCAGCGUCGCCUACGCCAUCGUCGGUCGAGAUUGCUAUCCGGACUCCAGAGGCAAACCAGUCCCAUCCGCCAGGCUAUUUUGGCCCAAGCAGUAUUGUGUCUACACUUACCGGGAGCUUAGAGAAUACGCUCACGCCUUCGGACGAUGAAUAUCAAGGGGUGGGAAGUAGACACUCUGUUUUACCCUCGUAUUGGGUAACCGAGACAACAAAGAUGUUAAGUAUACUAACCGAAGGCCCUACAAUUGAGCGAUUAGUGUGUGAGUUCUAUGGUGUAACUCACACUGCUGUUCUGCCAACUGCCUUCGUUCUCAGCCUCAUGAACGAAGUACGGGAAUUUAUAAAACAGAGCGAAACGUCACAAACUCUACACGAAAAGACAAUCCAGGUUCUGGAGAGCACUGCGCAAAGACCACGAGUUCCUUCUGAUAUAAUGGGAAGAGACUUCCACAAGCUGUUUAGCAGCAACCGGAUGCGCCUGGAAAUUAUUGGCGUAGUGUAUGCCAUUGCUGGACGGGCUAGCUUUUUUGGAUUUGCUCAAGACAAGUUCCCAGCGUUUGCUGGCAAUGCAUUCGCAGAGCGUCUUAAAUUCUCUAGAAGGAUGUUGUCGGCGAGCGAAACAGCUGUACAGAUAUGCAGGAUGCUGACCCCAACGAACGACUUAACGGCUUGGAUGUUGUAUGAAAACUGGCUGCUGUCUUGCAUGUUCCAUGGCGACUCCAGUAGGUCCAGCAAGUUCAAUUCAUGGCUCAGCACGGUAAAGAUCAUGAGUACGAGAAUCGCUGACGCUGUUCACUACAAAGGUCCCCCAACCUGGAAUCGGCUUGGAGAGUUGUCCAGCUGCAUUUUCGAGUUGGGUUUACAUCGUGACAGUCAUGGUCACGGCCACAAGGGAGAAAACAUUCCUGUGUUCCUGCGAGAAGUACGGCGAAGACUGUAUGCCGGCUUAUACCACAAUGAUAAGAAUAUAGCAACGUUUUUUGGACGCCCACCGCGCGUAUCCUGGAGGCAUUCCGACUGCGGACUCCCUCUAGAUAUUAGUGAGGAAGCCUUGCUAGGUGAUGAGCAAGACCUGGAGCGGGCCAUGGCGGAGCUAGAUAGCGAGGGCUGGAGUGUCAAUGCUACCUUUCGUCGCGCCUCCUGGUACCGGAUUCGAUAUCUUGUUAGCUCGUUUCGAGAAGAGAUACUUGAAUUGUCUCUACGGCCUCUUGACCAUGAAGCUGCCAGAAGACUAAGGCUACUUGCCCAGCAUGACCCCUCCGCCGAGAAAGCAUUGCUCGACAUUGUCUUAUACGGCUUUUCCAGCGCUGGUACCCUCAUCAAAGCCCUCCAGACGCAAGCCCGAACUGGCAACCCAAUUCCCUAUACCGGCUCUAGAGCAGAGCUGAUCCGCAACCUCAGCGUUUUUAACGCGCAUAUAGAAUCAAUGGCUCGACCAUUGACAUCAAACCUUAAUUACGCGCUGUUUGAGCGCGCGAGCAAGAUGUUUACCGAUAUCCUUGACGAGAUCUUGGAAUCUUCUUUACCGGUCUCAUCAGCAACGGCCAAUGCCGCAGAAGUCGGGAUGGUUAUGAAUACUCCAGCGGAAGAAGAUAUGAGUAGUUGGGCUGCUGAUGGUAUGGAGUUCUUGGAUACUUUGGACUUUAACGUGGUCUUUGACCAGUGGGUCUUUUAG
This is a messenger RNA of Aspergillus nidulans FGSC A4, 1911 nucleotides long. Its product is annotated as transcription factor domain-containing protein. Lineage: Eukaryota; Fungi; Ascomycota; Eurotiomycetes; Eurotiales; Aspergillaceae. The coding region runs from base 1 to 1911 and encodes 636 amino acids. Gene Ontology annotation, molecular function: DNA-binding transcription factor activity, RNA polymerase II-specific; DNA binding; zinc ion binding. Gene Ontology annotation, biological process: regulation of DNA-templated transcription; regulation of transcription by RNA polymerase II; DNA-templated transcription. The transcript is spliced from 3 exons. The record is from RefSeq and is a predicted model, not a curated record. Gene Ontology annotation, cellular component: nucleus.